Microbotryum saponariae is the source of this 1911-nucleotide messenger RNA. The record is from the annotation of a GenBank genome assembly. Lineage: Eukaryota; Fungi; Basidiomycota; Microbotryomycetes; Microbotryales; Microbotryaceae.
AUGAUCAAACCUUCCCAGGCCUCUGGCCGUGAUUCCACCCAAAUUGCCAGCACUUCGGGUGCUGAUGCUAUUGCUGAUGUGCACUAUGCUACGGGAUCGGAAUCCUACCACCAAGACGAUGAUAGGAAGGGUGCAGGCGAGCAAAAGCUCGGUGUCCCGGCCUCGUCUUCGUCGUCUGAGCACAUGGAGGAUAACUCGACCAAAGUCUCUACCCAAAGCCACGCUACCAAGACCUUCGGUAAUACCUUCUUCUCUCGAGACCUGGGGCGUAACUGCGUUGCCUUUGCGAUUGUUUUCAUGGUCGGGUUCCACGUCGGCGCGACGGGGCUAAAGUGAGCACCGCCUUUUACCCCUGUUCCGUUCCGGGGCGCGACCUUGCGCUGAUCUCCGUCGCUGACUUUUCCGAGCCCGGCCGACUUUGUUGGCUGGGACGCAGUCUUUCCCUCAUCCGAGAACACUACAAUUUGGCCUACGAGCAAGUGUCAACGAUUUUUGGGCCCAUGAUUGUGGGGCAAGUUGUUUGUUUCCAGUUGUUGACAAGUCCACUUGGGCUGCACUGAACCCCUGGUUUCUGGCGCGGGGAACGCCGUAGAUUUCUUUUGGCAUGCGGUGCUAGCCCUUACCUCAUCCAACAUGUUGGCCUCCAAUGGGCACUCGUCGUCUCAUGCACGACGUGGUGUGUCGCGUGCAUCGUUCUCGUCGUGCAGCCGCCUUUUCCCGUGCUCGUCCUCGCGUUUGCAACGCUCGCCGCCGGGGCAGGUUUGUACGAAGCCCUUCUCGCCACCGUCAUCAGUCACAACAAAGACCCCGGUGCGUACUACAGAAGGCUUGGUGACCAGAUUUCUGGCACCCUCUAUCUGACUGACCCAUGUCGAAUGCAGUCAUCAUGUCAUGGCUCUACGCCAACUUUGCCGUCGGCGCCGCCUGUGCCCCCAUCGUCGUCGGAAGUUUCGUGGCCCACGAGAUCGGAUGGAACAAGUUCUACAUCGUACUUCUCAGCCUAUCGCUCGGCCUCGCGGCGUUUGCGCAUCUCGUUUUUUGGGGAUACGUCUCUCCGUCAGAGACCGUCGCCAAGGAGGAAGCGGACCCAGCCGCGACGACCGAUACAGAGUCUCAGCGCCGUUCCGAAGCCGGGGGCACGCUGGACUCUGCUUCGGUUCUCAAUGUUGUGAACGAUAGUGCCAAGGCUGAUCACCUUCUUGCUUCGACGACCGCGCGCCUGCGCCGUUCACUCCGACUCAAGAUUGUCUGGCUCGGCCUCGCGCUGCUGUGCCUCGCGUACGCGACGACGGACUUGCUCGCGGCGUGGACGUCGACUUAUCUCCUGGCCGUCAAGCACGCAUCCAAGCCGGCGUCCAAGUACUUGCUCUCGGGCUACUGGGCGGGUCAGUGUCUCCGUCACUCAUGUCGUUGUAUCUUUCUCCUUCUUCUCUCAUGUCUGACAAAUCCUCGCACUCACAUGACUGCGAUCAUACAGGAGUCGCCUGCGGUCGGGUCGUGCUUCCUUGGGCGCUCUACCGACGUCUCGGGGAGCGCCUGUUUGCGAGCGUACUACUCACGAUCGCUGCUUCGAUGUUGACGAUCAUGUGGGUCGUCAAGUCAUACGAGCUUGACGCCGUCGCCCUCGCCGUUUGCGGCUUCGUCAUCGGUCCCAUCAGCCCGCACGGUCUGUCGACGAUCAGCUCUCGGGUCCCCGCUGCUCUGCGCCCUUCGGUCGUCGCCUUCACGCUAGCGUGCGCCGUGACGUGCGGUGGGAUCGUGCCCCUGUCUUUUGGCUUUGUUGCCGGUAAGGGGUGGCUGUCGAGUCUGCCCAGCUGCUUGAUUUUCAUGUGCGUGCUCGCGGCCGGGGCGUGGCUCUUGCUGCCCAAGACGCACGAAGAGGUCUUGAUCUCGGAGACGACUGCAGUCUAG